Molecule: messenger RNA, 1213 nt
Organism: Ctenopharyngodon idella (grass carp)
Lineage: Eukaryota; Metazoa; Chordata; Actinopteri; Cypriniformes; Xenocyprididae
Gene: cln5
Product: CLN5 intracellular trafficking protein
Exons: 4
Coding region: 135-1124 (329 amino acids)
Biological process (GO): lysosome organization
Cellular component (GO): lysosome; lysosomal membrane
Molecular function (GO): hydrolase activity, acting on glycosyl bonds
Source: RefSeq, a predicted model, not a curated record
CGUGACUGACCAGUUGACUCAAUUUAGUCCGUCACGUGAUCAGUGUUGUUCUCUAAAACAAGGAUGUGAGACUAAACAAUAUAUAUAGCUGCAAGAAAGACAGCACAUUAGUGUUUUUGCGAGCCUGUGCUGAGAUGAAGUUUUCCGUUCACUUCAUUUACGCGGUGCUUCACUGUUGGAUUGUGGGGUUGGUCGUUUCUAGGGUCAGUGGAAAGCAGGUCUGGCCAGUGCCUUACAAGCGACUCGACAGCCGUCCAGAUGUAGAUCCCUACUGCCAGGCUUUAUACCCAUUCUGCCCCACUGGAGAUCCAUAUGGUCGGAUACCUGUCAUGGAAUACUACGACAUCAUCUCAGUGUUCAGACUUCAGACUCCUGUGUGGGAGUUCAAAUAUGGUGACAUCUUGGGAAAGUUUCAUAUAAUGCAUGAUGCCAUUGGCUUUGGAAGCGCAAAAACCGGGAGAAACUUCACGAUGGAGUGGUACGAGCUGUUUCAGCUUGGGAAUUGCACUUUUCCUCAUGAAAGAGAGGGUGUGAGUGCCCCAUUCUGGUGUAACCAGGGAGCCGCCUGCUUUUAUGAGGGCAUAGAUGACAUGCACUGGAAGCAGAAUGGGACUUUGGAGAAAAUAGGAGAGAUAUCAGGUGAGAUGUUUAAUGAGUUGGCUCUGUGGGUUCAGGAGGACAAUGAAACGGGUGUGUAUUACGAGACUUGGACGGUAAUGUCAGAACCUGGUGCCAAUGCCACAACGUGGUUCGAGUCCUACGACUGUUCUCAGUUUGUGCACCGUACAUAUAAGAAAUUAAUGGAGCUGGGUGCGCAACUGUUGAGCCAAACUCCAACCAAUUACACAAAGAUCUAUUUGUACAGCGGAGAGCCGCUCUAUUUGGGAGAUGACUCCAUCUUUCAACAGUCUUCUACGAAAGAUCUCGCCACAGACAUCAAGAAGUUUUAUCACUCGUUUCGUUCUCACCAGUCAGUGAUAGAAAUGAUUAUGAGCCUGUUGGAGGCUUAUGACAAGAUGGUCCUAGAGAAGACCUUCUAUUUCUACUACAACUCUGAAUAUUGGAAGCUGCCAAUGAAAUAUCCUUACUUACAAAUAACCUAUGAGGAGAUUCCUUUUCCAUAAUGACCAGAUUUUUUUUGCUUGAACAAUAUUAAAUUACUUCAAUUUUUUUUGCAAUUAAAUAAAAUUACAUUUUAAGUUUUCUACUUUCA